Molecule: messenger RNA, 1086 nt
Organism: Jaculus jaculus (lesser Egyptian jerboa)
Lineage: Eukaryota; Metazoa; Chordata; Mammalia; Rodentia; Dipodidae
Gene: Mrps18b
Product: mitochondrial ribosomal protein S18B
Exons: 7
Coding region: 24-830 (268 amino acids)
Biological process (GO): mitochondrial translation
Cellular component (GO): mitochondrion; ribosome
Molecular function (GO): structural constituent of ribosome
Source: RefSeq, a predicted model, not a curated record
CACCCUCGGCAGUUUCCAGCGACAUGCGCAGUCGGCGCUUCCGGUUACCGUUACGUAUGGCGUGCGUCAAGAUGGCGGCCUCCGUGUUGAACACGCUAAGGCGGUCUCUUAGCCUUUCGCUCUUCAGAAGUACCUAUGGCGUUCAGAGUCCCCUCCAGACUCUCUGCACCAGAGCAGUCCCAGAAGAUUCUCUUCCCAUUUCUCCUUAUGAGAAUGAGCCCUGGAAAUACCUGGACUCAGAAGAAUACCAAAGCCGCUACGGUUCUCGCCCUGUCUGGGCUGACUACCGCCGCAACCAUAAGGGUGGUAUACCCCCACAGCGGACUCGAAAGACAUGUAUUCGUAAGAAUAAAGUUGCUGGAAAUCCUUGCCCCAUCUGCCGGGAUCACAAGUUGCAUGUCGACUUUAGGAAUGUAAAGCUCUUGGAACAGUUUGUCUGUGCCCACACGGGAAUCAUCUUCCACGCCCCCUACACAGGAGUCUGUAUGAAGCAGCACAAGAAGCUGACUCAGGCCAUUGAGAAAGCCAGGGAGUGUGGUCUCCUCAGUUACCACAUUCCCCAGGUUGAACCCCGGGACCUUGAUUUCAGUACAUCUCAUGGAGCUGUGAGUGCUACUCCGCCAGCCCCAACCCUGGUGUCAGGUGAUCCUUGGUACCCAUGGUAUAACUGGAAACAGCCACCAGAGAGAGAACUGUCCCGUCUUCGCCGGCUCUAUCAGGGAAAUCUCCUGGAAGAAAGCGGUCCCCCACCUGAGUCAAUGCCCGAGGUGCCCUCCAGACCAUCAACAGAAGCCUCCACCGAUCACACCAGUCCCCAGAGUGCUCCUUAGAACUUGUGAACUGGGAAAGGAGUCGGAGGCAUGAGGAGGCAGGGCCUAAGGUUAUGUGAUGAGAUGUGUUCUGAAAAGUACCCAUUUUGCGACCAGUGUGAAACCCAAGAGGCAGUGACUUGUUUACAAAUGCAUUGGAUAUUCUGCUCCGGCAGUGUGUAUGCGAAGAAAUCCCACCCCUGUAUAUGCUCUGAACGUUAUGUUGCCUACUUCUGCCUACUCAUCCUUUCCACAAUAAAGUUUUGUCUCUGGUGUA